This is a messenger RNA of Alexandromys fortis (reed vole), 1938 nucleotides long. RefSeq names its product melanoma inhibitory activity protein 2-like. Gene Ontology annotation, cellular component: endoplasmic reticulum exit site; endoplasmic reticulum membrane. Gene Ontology annotation, molecular function: protein binding. The transcript has 4 exons. Gene Ontology annotation, biological process: vesicle cargo loading; protein secretion; endoplasmic reticulum to Golgi vesicle-mediated transport. The record is from RefSeq and is a predicted model, not a curated record. Bases 217 to 1923 code for a protein of 568 amino acids. NCBI's taxonomy places the organism in Eukaryota, Metazoa, Chordata, Mammalia, Rodentia, Cricetidae.
AUCAUCUGGUUAACUGACACUGCAGACUGAGACCAAAGAGUGUUAAUUCCUGAAGCUGAGCCAGUAACCGACAGGAAAAUGUAGCCACGGGGGAACUGAAAAGUACUCAGCCGUUUCCUCUUGUGCUACCGAAGAGUGUCUGCUGCUGGGCUGGCAUGUCUGCUACCUAACAAGCAUUCUGACGCUUGUUCGGCAGUCCUGGUGUCCUGUGGAAGCAUGGCGGAAAUCAGUGUUCCAAGAAUCCUCCUUCUGCUUAUUUCUCUGGCCAAGGUUCUGGAGGGUACAAAGCUGCUGGCACACCUCAAAAAGUGUGGUGACUUGGAGUGUGAAACCUUAAUCAGCAGAGUCCUAGCCCUGACAGAUCACACAGGACCUGACUGUCGGUACCUGAACUUUACUGAGGGCGAAGAGAUAUCUGUUUAUGUUAAGCUUGCAGGAGAGAGAGAAGAUCUGUGGGCAGGCAGCAAAGGAAAGGACUUUGGAUUUUUCCCCAGAGAUGCAGUCCAGAUUGAAGAGGUGUUCAUAUCCGAAGAAGUCGAGAUGCCAACUAAGGAAUCUGACUUUCUUUGUCUUCUUGGGGAAGGCUACAUAUUUGGAAGGGAGCACAGUGAGUUGCACAGCGAUGGUGAUGGAAAUAUGUACCCAUACGAAGAAUAUGAAGACCAAAACUAUAAUAUAUAUGAAAGUGAUUUUCAGCCAGAACUUGACUUUUAUGCAGCUUCUGAAGGGACUUUGUUUGAAGACCAAAUUUCAGCAUCAGAAACCCGUGAAGAGUUCAAGAUUUCCAAUGAGCUUAAGGACUUGGAAGAGGCUGGAAGUGCGGGCAGUGGGGAGCAGGGUUACACUUCCGGCAUGGACCAUGACUUGCCUGAAAUGCAAGGACAGUUUGGACUGGGGAGAGAAGAAGCUCAAGAGCAGACUUUUAAAGCAGAUUCUGAACCCACCCAAGAAAGCUCAUCUCAAACUGGAGAAUUAACAGUGGAGGAGGAGAAUGACCCAGAGAAACUACACAAUGGAGAACCCCAAGUGGAGCCUGAGCAAGAUCCAGAAGCCCCGUUUGAUUCAGAGACACCAGAAUUCAGUCCAGUCCCAGAGGAGCAGUAUGAGCUAGUGUCUGAGUCAGAGAAAAUCCUCAACCCUCAAGCGACAAGCUGGUUUGGUGGUGGGUUUACAAGUUAUUUAGGUUUUGGAGAGGAGGGCACAGGACUUGAGUUAUUGUCCAAAGAACACAACCCGCCAUUACAAGAUGUUCCCGAUUCUAUUUCAGCUGAUGAAGAAGCCCCAGCUCCAUGUUUUGGAGAGGAGGACACAGGACUUGAGUUAUUGUCCAAAGAACACAACCCACCAUUACAAGAUGUUCCCGAUUCUGUUUCAGCUGAUGAAGAAGCCUCAGCUCCACACAGAGAAGUGUCAGCAGACAAGGAAGAUAAGGUCAUCAAUGACAGCUCAGUUCCCAGUCCAAAUUGGUUUGACUUUGGUUUUGGUAUUCUCAGCUUUGCAUAUGCCAAUGAAGACAAAACUAUUUCAGACGAUGGGAAACGGGAAGAUGGUGAGGCUGAGAACCACAAACAUCCUAUAGCAAAUGAUUUUGACCCCGGAAAGGAACAAGAAAGCAGAAUGAUGACUGUUGUGGAAACAGAAGAUCAGACAGGUAAGGAAAGCGCCUUGGCGAAGACAGAUGGUUCCGAUUCUAUGCAGUAUCUGAAGAAGUUCUUCUAUAACCCUUGGAGCUUCCAGAGCCUGCCAGAGGACACAGAAUCACCAUUCUCCACACAGAAGCUGGAUCAAGAGAAUAUCGCUGAAAGUGACAAAACUGAAAAGCUCUCCACUGAAAAUUCUGCUGCUGAGAGCGUGGAAGAGCCCAUGACGCUGGAGGGCACAUACAGCCUGUCAGGUUGGUGUGAAAAGAUUUAUAUUUGCUAAGAUGAUUUUUAAAAG